Molecule: messenger RNA, 2388 nt
Organism: Trichophyton benhamiae CBS 112371
Lineage: Eukaryota; Fungi; Ascomycota; Eurotiomycetes; Onygenales; Arthrodermataceae
Product: actin cytoskeleton organization protein App1, putative
Exons: 1
Coding region: 1-2388 (795 amino acids)
Cellular component (GO): actin cortical patch
Molecular function (GO): phosphatidate phosphatase activity
Source: RefSeq, a predicted model, not a curated record
AUGUUAGGCUCUACCGGUGUCCGGGCGGAAGAUGGCGGCAGUGGCAGCAGCGGUGGCCUGGGGGAGGAGCGGCUGGACGGCGGCGGCCGUGAGAGAGGCGCCAGGCGGAAGAAGAUGAUGGGAUACCUCAAGGCAGCCAAUGAGUUACGGCAGGCAUACUCGGCCCAGUGGACGAGAGGAUACCAGGAUCAAGAUGCCAGCAGUCCGGGUAUGCCUGGUGGCUACCCGGAGGGCGAAGCUACCAUUCACGGAGACGAGGAGAUGAUACUAUUCCCCAGCUACGGGAGACGCCAUGUCCAUGGAGGCAAACAUCACCGCCAGACAUCACUCUCCACUGAUGCUGCUGAUGAAUUUGAGGCAGCUCUGCCAGCCGCGCAGAAUGAGUGUCAGAAACCACAGAGUGACACUGCCAUUGUCGACGUUGAUGCCCGGGGAUGGAUAUACUCCCCCCAGCGAGGACCCCUGAACAGAAAAACCCGUAUACUACUUGCUCUGGCCAGGCGUCUGAGUGGUAUCCAGGUCUCGAGCGCCACAUCCUCCGACGUUGAUGACUCCUCUGCCCCCGGCAGCCCAAAGUCACCCGGUCAGGAUGACGCUUCUAUAAACCAACGGGUGGACUCAAUCAUGAACAAGGCUCAGGAAGGCGUCGAGGAGGCCCAGCAGGCCUCGCAGCAGAUGUCUCCUGAACAAAUGGCAGCUGCUAAUGCACAGCUGAUGGAGCGAUUGACACCUUUUCUCACCAUUCCGGCAGUCAACAUUCCAGUCACAGUCUUCUUCUUUAACAAGACCCAGAGCCAGUCUAGGACUAUAUCGACUAAUGCUAGUGGCCAGUUCAUUCUUCGGGCAUCGCUUGAUUUUGUUCCUACUCAUGUCCGUGUACUCGCUGCGGAACACCUGUCAGCCACCGAGGAAGUUAGCUUGUCUGAUCCUGGUGGUGUCAGCCUUAUCAGCGACAUCGAUGACACCAUUAAGCAUUCCGCCAUUGCAGAUGGGGCCAAGGAGAUGUUCCGUAACACAUUUGUCCGUAAUCUGAACGAUCUUACCAUCGCUGGUGUUGGUGACUGGUACACAAAGCUCGCCGAAUUGGGAGUCGGUGUUCACUAUGUCUCCAAUUCGCCAUGGCAACUAUACCCGCUUUUGAAGAAAUACUUUAGCCUGGCUGGGCUUCCUCCGGGCUCGUUCCAUCUAAAGCAGUAUUCUGGCAUGCUCCAGGGAAUAUUCGAACCUACCGCCGAAAGAAAACGCCCUAGCCUUGAGAGGAUCAUACAAGACUUUCCCAACCGCAUGUUCAUCCUCGUUGGUGAUAGCGGUGAGGUUGAUCUCGAGAUAUAUACCGAACUCGCUAUGGCGAACAAGGGCAGAAUCCUUGGAAUCUUUAUCCGUGAUGUAACCACGCCUGCGGCGCAGGGGUUCUUUGACCGGUCAAACCCUCGCCUAGAGAGGCGAAGGAGGAAUAACUCCAGCAUCGACUUUAGCAGCCUGUUGAAGACACCAGAGAACAAGCCUACUCUACCACCCAGGAGAAAGACUGACCGAGAAGAAACAGUAGUCCCAAUGGGAAACCUCAUCGACUUGGAUGACUGUGAUGAUGAUGUACCGAAACUAGAUAUUUCAAGUCAGAAGCCAGUAUCCACCUCCGUGGCACCUCCAAAACCAGCAAAACCAGCGGGCCUUCGCUCUGCAACGAUAGAAUCCAAAGGUAUUAGUAACAAUAACAAUACUACUCUCAAGUCUGGCCAAGGGCCAUCGUCCACUGCCAAUAGAAAACCAGUGCCAGGAAGCCCUGGCAGGUCAGCCACGCUGUCCCGAAACCCAUCCACCGAUAGUUACGUUAGCAGCUUCAGGAACCAGGCUGCCAACCUCUAUAACCAACUACCUUCGGCCCGAGAGUACGCUGAGAGAAUAUCCAGUGCCAUCCCCCUAUCUUCCAAUCGAACCACUCCCACUUCAUCUCCAAAGGCAAAGCCCGCACCUCCUCCAGUACCUCCUCCUCGCCGGAGUGCUACCAUAACCAACACUGGUGCCUCCAUGAGUAGUAGCAAAACUACGCCGGGCGCAACAGGAACAUCCUCACCCUCCCUUAGGAAAGUCCAGGAAGGGACGGACUCUCUUGACCUUCCUGCUGGUGACCUGAAUAGGACAAACUCCAUGCCCCCUACAUCUUUCAGAAGGGCAAACUCAUACCAGUCUUCCGAGGCAAUGACAAGUGGCCUGAACAAACGGGAAGAGAUGUGGCUGAGGCGGUGGGAGCGAGCGAAGGAGAUGCUUGAUCGAGACGGAGUCCCUUUAUAUAGCUGGCGGGACGGCGGAGACGUGGAGGAGAUAUGCUUAGAGUUGGUUAAGAAAGCCCAAAAGAAGAUUGGAAACAACAAUGAUUGUUCAAAGUGA